Molecule: messenger RNA, 3771 nt
Organism: Drosophila novamexicana
Lineage: Eukaryota; Metazoa; Arthropoda; Insecta; Diptera; Drosophilidae
Gene: Herc4
Product: probable E3 ubiquitin-protein ligase HERC4
Exons: 11
Coding region: 388-3564 (1058 amino acids)
Biological process (GO): protein ubiquitination; ubiquitin-dependent protein catabolic process
Molecular function (GO): ubiquitin protein ligase activity
Source: RefSeq, a predicted model, not a curated record
UUUUUUUUUUAUAGAACAGAAAUUUCUGUCGAAUGUUUAGGCUUAAUUCCGGUUAGAAUCAUACUCAAUGCGCUGUUUUCAAAAAUCACAGCCACAUUUACAGCAACAGCUCAGGGCGUACGCAACCCAAUAAAAAGUGCUCAGGUUCGCGUCUACAAAUGCAUCUGUGUGCGUGUGGAGCAAGUGUGAAACCAACAAUAUAGAUAAAAUUGUAUGGCCGCAGAGAAUGUUUCCACUAACCUGGAGCCUUCUCGAAUAUUCUCUGGCCGCGUAGCGAAUUGGCAAAAGUAAACACAAAGAAGGAAGGAAGAGUCGUGCUACGUAUGAAACAAAAGCCACCCACAACGAUAGCUACAAGUAAGAGGAAGAGGCAAGAGGUGCGGCGAAAUGGAACUGUAUUGCUGGGGCAACGCAUCGCACGGUCAGCUGGGUCUUGGCGGCAUUGAGGAUGAGCAAAUACUGACGCCUAGCCAAAUACCCUGGAAGCCGGAUUCGGCAGUUAAUCAAGUAGCCUGCGGCCAUCGGCACACGCUUUUCCUGACAGCCAGCGGGAAGGUGUACGCAUGCGGUAGCAAUGAUUACUCACAGCUUGGACAUGAACUCCCCACCAAAAGGCCACGUAUGUCGCCAUUUCUACAGAUACCGGAGCUCGAGGACUAUGUUAUCACGCAAAUCGCAUGCGGCAGUCGGCAUUCCAUGGCGCUCACCGAGUGGGGCCAGGUGCUGAGCUGGGGUGAUAAUGAAUGCGGCCAACUUGGUCAUGCCAGCGAUCAGGAUGUUAUACAGCUACCUAAAAUUGUGCGCUAUCUGGUCUCCAAGACGGUGGUGCAAAUUGCCUGUGGCAACAAUCAUAGCCUAGCUCUGACCUGCUGUGGCGAACUAUACUCAUGGGGCUCCAACAUCUAUGGCCAGCUGGGUGUCAAGUCGCCCAGCGAGCUCAGCCAGUGCAACUAUCCUAUGCGGCUGACCACACUGCUGGGCAUACCUGCGGCAGCCAUUGCCUGUGGCGGCAAUCACACCUUCCUCAUAUCCAAGUCAAGCGCGGUCUUCGGCUGGGGUCGUAACAAUUGCGGCCAGCUGGGCCUGAACGAUGAAACGAAUCGUGCUUAUCCUACGCAGCUGAAAACCCUGCGCACCCUUGGCGUUCGCUUUGUGGCCUGCGGCGAUGAGUUUUCCGUUUUUCUUACCAAUGAGGGUGGUGUAUUCACCUGUGGUGCUGGUGCUUACGGGCAAUUGGGUCAUGGUUUUAGUUCCAAUGAGAUGCUGCCUCGCAUGGUUAUGGAACUGAUGGGCAGCACCAUUUCUCAGGUGGCCUGCGGUAAUCGGCACACAUUGGCGCUGGUGCCCUCGCGUGGUCGCAUCUAUGGCUUUGGCCUGGGCAGCUCUGGACAGUUGGGCACGCGCAACACCAAGAGCCUUAAUCUGCCCCAGGUGGUGAUAGGACCGUGGGUGUCGCCAAGUGGAUCAGCCCUGCUGCAGUCCAGCGAUGAAAAGAUAUCCGUUGUCAUACAUCAAAUCUUUUCGGGUGGCGAUCAAUCUAUAGUGACCACCUCGCUGUUUGUGGACAAAGUGCCGCCAGCCGACUGUCGCGUCUAUGAACCCAAAUCACAGAUUCUGGUGCUGACAGCGGAUGCCACCAGGCAGUGUGCGCGCUUCAAGGAGGGCGAUCAAAGCGACUUGGAUCUGUUGAAUUCAAUGGAGCUGAUAUUCAAGAGCCAGGCAUGCCUGAAUGGUUCCUUUCUGUUGGACCAGGACAAGCACUUUGGCUGCUCCGCCCGCAACUAUGGCCUGGAUCUGAAAUCUGCCCAGCUGGCAUUCGAUAAUCUGCGCAAAGUGGAGAACCAAAGCAUCAAGCAGGUGAUCUGGGACAAUUUGACGAAGGAGCUGAUUGGCUCGCUUGUCGCUUCGCCGGCGGAUGUUGAGAGCAUGCGUAUCUAUUUGCUGCUACCAUUAUAUCAUGAGUUUGUCAAUUCCAAACACUACAAAACACUGCACGUACCCUUUGCCAAUGCCACCUUCCAGCUAACUGAGAAUCCCCGCAAGGUGCUGGAGAAAUGGUGGGGUCAGACGCCGUCCGAUUAUUUCGAACAAAUGGUCAACAAUUUUCUGCACGUGACGAUGCACAUCAUCAGCUUUAAGCUGGGCAUCGAGGUAAUCAAUCAAAAUGAGCCGCGUCAGAAAAAGCUGCUACCCUACAAUAGAGAUCUGGAAGCGGUGCUGCGACUGCUGGAGAAUCUGUGUCGCGUCAACGACAACCGCGACGAACGGCUCAACUAUCAGCUGUUCCACUGGCCAGAUCUGUCGGACUAUGUGGAUGUUCAGCAGGAGUACCUUCGCUGGAUAAUGCCUGAAACGGCAGCCGAAUUCAACAUAUGCAACUUCCCAUUCCUGUUCGAUGCGUCCGCCAAAACGGCGCUGCUUCAAGCGGAUCAGGCGCUACAAAUGCACUCGGCCAUGUCAAACGCAAUCUCCAAUGCAUUUUAUAAUCUGCUCAACUAUGGACACGUCUCUCAGUACAUUGUUUUAAAUGUUACGCGAGAGAACCUUGUGCAGGAUUCGCUGCGUGAGCUGCAGCGGUAUAGCCAAAGUGAUCUCAAGAAGCCGCUGAAAAUUAAGUUUCAUGGCGAGGAGGCGGAAGAUGCGGGCGGUGUGCGAAAGGAGUUCUUUAUGCUGUUGCUCAAAGACCUGAUCGAUCCCAAGUACGGCAUGUUCAAGGAAUUUGAAGAUUCGCGCGUCAUGUGGUUUGCAGAUGUCACCUUUGAGACGGAGAACAUGUAUUUCCUAAUUGGCGUACUCUGCGGCCUGGCAAUAUACAAUUUCACAAUCAUCAAUCUGCCCUUUCCGUUGGCGCUGUAUAAGAAAUUGCUAAAGAAACCCGUCGAUCUUAGCGAUCUGCGCGAAAUGUCGCCGACGGAGGCCAAUUCGAUGCAGGCACUGCUGGAUUAUGAUGGCGAUGACUUUAAGGAAACAUUUGAUUUGACUUUUGAGAUUUCACGCGACAUCUACGGCGAAGCUGAGACCCAGGAACUGAAACCCAAUGGAAGCAGUAUUGCUGUCACGCUAGAAAACAGGAAAGAGUUUGUGAAUCUCUAUGUAGAUUUUAUAUUCAACAAAUCCGUAGAGCUGCAUUAUCGCGCCUUUCACGAGGGUUUCAUGAAAGUUUGCUCUGGCCGUGUUCUGCAGAUCUUUCAACCCGAGGAGCUGAUGGCUGUUGUGGUUGGCAAUGAAGAAUAUGAUUGGCAGGCGCUGGAGGACAAUUGCGAAUACAAGGAGGGCUACAUGUCCGGUGAUGAAACGGUUAAAUGGUUUUGGGAAGUGUUCCACGAAUUGUCCCUUGCGGAGAAGAAAAAGUUCCUGCUCUAUUUGACGGGCAGUGAUCGGAUUCCCAUACAAGGCAUGAAGGCCAUCAAGAUCGUAAUACAACCCACACCUGAUGAGCGUUUCCUACCCGUUGCACACACGUGCUUCAAUCUGCUAGACCUGCCACGAUAUAAGACCAAGGAACGACUUAAGUAUAAGCUGCUGCAAGCCAUACAGCAAACUCAGGGCUUUAGUCUGAUCUAAUCAUUUCAUCUAAGCGUUGUUGAGUGCAGAUAUUAUUUUCGACAAUUUCUAAAACACAUUUCGCAUUUGCCUUGGAUUGUAAGUUAAAAAGAAAAUAUAAACCACAGUUUUUUUCAGGGAUUAAAUCAACUGGAAAAUUAUUGUGUUUUGUAGCUUUAGUAAAAGUUUUAAGCAUAUUGUUACAUAUAAUUAAAUUUGGUGAAUUAA